Exophiala oligosperma is the source of this 1963-nucleotide messenger RNA. Its product is annotated as citrate synthase, mitochondrial. The transcript is spliced from 3 exons. Gene Ontology annotation, cellular component: mitochondrial matrix. Bases 178 to 1593 code for a protein of 471 amino acids. The record is from RefSeq and is a predicted model, not a curated record. NCBI's taxonomy places the organism in Eukaryota, Fungi, Ascomycota, Eurotiomycetes, Chaetothyriales, Herpotrichiellaceae. Gene Ontology annotation, biological process: citrate metabolic process; carbohydrate metabolic process; tricarboxylic acid cycle.
AACAGUUCCAAGCUGUCCCGGAGCCCCAUUCAAAUCUUGCUGCUCAGCAUCAUCGUACUGUAGCUUCUUCUCCCUAUCUAAACAUUUUUUCCCCCAACUACCGACCUUAUUCACCUUCCCAUUCCUCUCUUCGUUGCUGACUGUGUUCCAUUCCUUAAAGUUCUUUAUAUUCUCACAAUGGCCUCCUCCCUCCGUGUUGGAAGCUCCCUGCUUCGUUCGACUUCAGUCUCCUCCAAGCCUUUCGUCCAGAAAGCUGCGUUCAAUGGGGUUCGCUGCGCCAGCACCAAAACCCUCAAGGACACCUUUGCAGACAAGCUCCCCAGCGAGAUCGAAAAGGUCAAGAAGCUGAGAAAGGACUAUGGUUCCAAGGUUGUUGGCGAGGUCACCCUCGACCAGGUCUACGGAGGUGCUCGAGGCAUCAAGUCCCUAGUCUGGGAAGGAUCAGUUCUUGACUCGGAAGAGGGUAUCAGAUUCCGUGGCAAGACGAUUCCAGAAUGCCAGGAAGUCCUGCCCAAGGCUCCUGGUGGUGAGGAGCCUCUUCCGGAGGGUCUUUUCUGGCUUCUCCUUACCGGCGAGGUCCCAAGUGAACAACAAGUCCGCGACCUCUCUGCAGACUGGGCUGCUCGCUCCGAUCUGCCCAAGUUCGUCGAGGAGCUCCUCGACCGCUGCCCAAGCGACAUGCACCCCAUGGCUCAAUUCUCCAUCGCCGUCGCCGCGCUCGAGCACACCUCCGAGUUCGCCAAAGCCUACGCCAAGGGUAUCAACAAGAAGGAGUACUGGACCUACACCUUCGAGGACUCGAUGAACCUGAUUGCCAAACUUCCCACGAUCGCCGCCAAAAUCUACCGCAACGCCUACAAGGAUGGCAAGGUCGCACCCAUCCAGAAAGAUAAGGAUUAUGGUUACAACUUGGCCAACCAGCUUGGCUACGGUGACAAUGCCGACUUUAUCGAGCUGAUGCGUCUGUACUUGACCAUCCACUCCGAUCACGAAGGUGGUAACGUCAGUGCGCACACCACUCACUUGGUCGGUAGCGCUUUGAGCUCUCCAAUGCUGUCGCUGGCUGCUGGUCUGAACGGUCUGGCUGGCCCUCUUCACGGCCUGGCCAACCAGGAAGUCUUGCUCUGGCUGACCAAGAUGAAGGAGUCCAUUGGUGAUGAUCUCAGUGACGCCAGCAUCACCAAGUAUCUCUGGGACACCCUCAACAGUGGCCGUGUCGUCCCGGGAUACGGACACGCUGUUCUUCGCAAGACCGAUCCUCGUUAUGUCUCUCAACGCGAGUUCGCUCUCCGCAAGUUGCCCAAUGACCCCAUGUUCAAGCUUGUCAGCCAGGUCUACAAGAUCGCCCCUGGUGUUCUGACCGAGCACGGCAAGACCAAGAACCCAUACCCCAACGUUGACGCGCACUCUGGUGUCCUCCUGCAAUACUACGGCCUGACUGAAGCCAACUACUACACCGUCCUCUUCGGUGUCUCCCGCGCUCUUGGUGUCCUUCCUCAACUGAUCAUCGACCGUGGUCUUGGAGCUCCCAUUGAACGACCAAAGUCCUUCAGCACCGAGGCUUAUGCCAAACUCGUUGGAGCUUCAUUGUAAGCAAGCUAUGCGACAUGGAAACAAGCAGCAAGCGAUGUACUAUGCAACCCAAAAUCUGUAGUUCUAUAUUGGAGGGAAGAUGGAUGGGCAGGUCGGCUAUCAUCGGGAGCAGGCUCAAUCGUUCCGAGGUUUGUAGUAUGCCAUUUUAAUUGAUGAGCGUUUCUUGGGACAAUCUUGUUUACUCUACUUGGUUCGUGGGUGUACUCGUAGCAGUCAGUUGCGCACCGUUAUUCGCCGUAGUGCUGGCAUGGGAAGGUCAAGGCUCGUAUCUCGUGUUGCACCGGUGUUGUCUGACAGGGCCUAAAAUAAAAUUUUCGGACGUUGAGGUGCCUUUGUUGAACGCCCAAUGGCUCCACUGGGGAGAGACGAG